UGUGUAGUGUAUCGCUUCGCUUUGAAGCGCUCCACACGGGCAAACAUGGCGACGCAAAGGAACAUCAUCAUCGUCAUCGCGAUCCAUUCGGAUCCGAUACCGAAUGUACAUUGAGCCAUGUCCACACUUAUUCAAAUUCGAGACGCCGCCGUCGCCGAUGCAGGCGACGGUUUCUAUUCUCCGGCGAAGCAGAAAGCAGCCAACCGAAGCGCCUACAAUAACCGCUCUCUUCUCUUCCUUCGCCGAGCCAAACAGUUUCUCGGCGCCGCUAAAUUCAAGCUCUUCUUAGCGUUCUUCGCCUUAUCAGUCAUCGUUUUGGUCACUUCCAGACUCAAUUCAUGGAUGGGUUGGAACCCUCACCACUCCUCUUCCGUUUCUUCUAUUUCAAGGGGUGGCUAUACUGUGCUUAUAAAUACUUGGAGGCAAAAAUCUCUUCUGAAACAAACUGUUGCUCAUUACGCAUCCUGUCAUAGCGCUGAUGCAAUACAUGUGGUGUGGAGUGAAAGUGAACUACCAUCUGAAAUGCUGAAAAAAUAUCUGAAUAAGAUUGUGGUCUCUAAGUCUCAGAAAGCUCACAAACCCAACUUUAGAUUUGACAUCAGUGCAGAUGAUACAUCAAAUAGCAGGUUUAAGCCAGUAAAGGACAUCAGAACAGAUGCGAUAUUCUCAGUUGAUGAUGAUGUGAUUGUUCCAUGCUCUACUCUAGAUUUUGCCUUUUCUGUCUGGCAAAGUGCACCAUUCACAAUGGUGGGAUUUGUUCCUCGAAUGCACUGGAUAGAUAAGGAGCAAAAUAAUGUUCCAUAUUACAGAUAUGGAGGAUGGUGGUCUGUCUGGUGGAUGGGAACUUACAGUAUGGUUCUCUCAAAGGCUGCAUUCUUUCACAGGAAAUACUUGGAUUUAUAUAGUCAAGAGAUGCCUCCAUCAAUUCAGGACUAUGUUUCCAGCGAGAGAGCUUGUGAAGACAUUGCAAUGUCCCUUCUUGUUGCCAAUGCUACAGGUGGUCCUCCAAUAUGGGUGAAAGGCAAAAUCUAUGAGAUUGGUGCAUCAGGGUUUAGCAGUAUGAGAGGGCAUAGCCACCAGAGAAACAAAUGCCUCAAUGACUUGAUCUCACUUUACGGAACACUUCCACUUGUGUCAACUAAUGUCAAAGCAGUUAGUGCUAGAAAUGAAUGGUUAUGGUAGUUUGGAUAUUUCAUUAAUCAGCCACCAAUCUAUUCCACCCACCAAAGGAUAAAAAAGGGAACUGAAUCAUAGAUUAGAAGUCAUUGGUUGAAGAAUUUGCCGGCAUUUUAUGUGUAUAUACAAGUCCUACUGAAGUGUCUCACUAGAUUUUGAUUCAUUGAUGUCUGAUGCAAAACUUGAAGUGAUUUGGAUCCUAGUUUUUUUGCUUGUACUAAUUCUGCAAAAUGCAUAGUGCAGAUGCUCUACUAGCAAGAGAGGGUUGAUUUAGUGAAUGAUCUGUUUUUUAUUCUCUCUCUU
Molecule: messenger RNA, 1479 nt
Organism: Abrus precatorius (Indian licorice)
Lineage: Eukaryota; Viridiplantae; Streptophyta; Magnoliopsida; Fabales; Fabaceae
Product: glycosyltransferase family 64 protein C4-like
Exons: 5
Coding region: 118-1182 (354 amino acids)
Cellular component (GO): membrane
Molecular function (GO): glycosyltransferase activity
Source: RefSeq, a predicted model, not a curated record